UUUUUGAGACAAAGAGACAGAGCACGAGCAGGGGAGGGGCAGAGAGAGAGGGAGCCACAGAAUCCGAAGCAGCCUCCAGGCCCUGAGCUGUCAGCCCAGAGCCCGACGCGGGGCUCGAACUCACAAACCGCGAGAUCCUGACCUGAGCUCAAGUCGGACGCUUAACCGAGUGAGCCACCCAGGAGCCCCUAGCUGUUCUAAUUCCAAAAAAGAAAGGUGGAGGUAGCUUGGGACCAGUGAGGUAGCAGGGGCAAGCAGUGGCCUAAUUGUCCUGUUGGGAUUUGUUGGCUGAUUGGACAGGGGAGAGAGAGAAAGCCAGUGAGAGAAUGAAAUUGCCCCUUUUGAGAAGCAGGCCUGCAGGAAGGAACGGAGGGUUUUACUCUUGGGAUUUUGAGUUCAGCUUCGAAGGGUCGAUGUGGCAGAGGCAGUUGGGUAACGGAGUCUGUUGUUGAGGGAAGCUGUAACCCGAUGGAGACACAAGUUUGGGAGGCCUCUGCACAGAGGUGGUCAAAGCCCUGGGGCUGGAUGAAGUCACAGAGAGAAUGAGUGACAGGAGGGCCAGAAAGUGGGCCCAGGACCCUCCACAUCCGGCUCAGGGAGAAGAGGGACUACUUCAGCAUCCUCUCUGUCUAGACUGGAGGCUGGAUGGAGUUUGGAGGGCAGAAGACCAUAUUGUCACAUCUGGGACCCUUGUAGCUUGCGCCCACGCCAUGGCGGAACAGGAUGUGGAAAAUGAGCUUCUGGAUUACGAGGAAGAUGAAGAACCCCAGGCUCCUCCAGAGAGCACUCCUGCUCCCCCCAAGAAAGACGUCAAGGGUUCCUACGUUUCCAUCCACAGCUCUGGCUUCCGGGACUUUUUGCUGAAGCCGGAGCUUCUUAGGGCCAUCGUGGACUGUGGCUUUGAGCAUCCAUCUGAGGUCCAGCACGAGUGUAUUCCCCAAGCCAUCCUGGGCAUGGACGUCCUGUGCCAGGCCAAGUCUGGGAUGGGCAAGACGGCCGUCUUCGUGCUGGCCACCCUGCAGCAGAUUGAGCCUGUCAACGGACAGGUGACAGUGCUGGUCAUGUGUCAUACUCGGGAGCUGGCAUUCCAGAUUAGCAAGGAAUAUGAACGCUUCUCCAAGUACAUGCCCAGCGUCAAGGUGUCUGUGUUCUUCGGGGGCCUUUCCAUCAAGAAGGAUGAAGAGGUAUUGAAGAAGAACUGUCCGCACGUCGUGGUGGGGACACCAGGCCGGAUCCUGGCGCUCGUACGGAACAGGAGCCUCAACCUGAAGAACGUGAAGCACUUCGUGCUGGACGAGUGCGACAAGAUGCUGGAGCAGCUGGACAUGCGGCGGGACGUGCAGGAGAUCUUCCGCCUGACGCCCCACGAGAAGCAGUGCAUGAUGUUCAGCGCCACCCUGAGCAAGGAGAUCAGGCCCGUGUGCAGGAAGUUCAUGCAAGACGUGAGUAGGGUGGGACGGCAGCCAGCCACGGCCUCGGCGCGGCACCUCUGGCCCUCCUCGGUUCCGUGUCCUGAGCCGCUGCUGCUCCGGGACGCCCACACUUGCCUCACCGCACAAGAAUGCCGGGAGGCCCCGGAGCCUUCCUUCCCUCCUGUGUCUUGUCAGACUAGGAGCUGAGCUUGAUCUAUACCUGAGUCAGAGCCGAGCUUAGAUCAACGAUUGGGAGAGAGGCAUUUAUCGGGGUACGCAGGCCCUCUGGGAAGCAUCGCAACGUGGAGUCCUUCGCCGGAAGGUUCUGGGCAGGCAAGAUGCCCAGAAGUAAGCCCCGCCUGCCCCUUCCUGCACAGCCCAUGGAGGUGUUUGUAGACGAUGAGACCAAGCUCACGCUACACGGACUCCAGCAGUACUACGUCAAGCUCAAGGACAGCGAGAAGAACC
Molecule: messenger RNA, 1880 nt
Organism: Panthera uncia (snow leopard)
Lineage: Eukaryota; Metazoa; Chordata; Mammalia; Carnivora; Felidae
Gene: DDX39A
Product: DExD-box helicase 39A
Exons: 6
Coding region: 543-1619 (358 amino acids)
Biological process (GO): mRNA export from nucleus; mRNA splicing, via spliceosome
Molecular function (GO): RNA helicase activity; RNA binding; ATP binding
Source: RefSeq, a predicted model, not a curated record